UAGGCUUUAGAUCCAGAGGUCCCAGUGAAGGAAGCCGCUCAGCGAGCCCUGCAGAAGAGCCACAAACUGCUGAACGAAGCCAAACAACUUCAAAAUGAUGUCAAAGAGAAUGAAGAUGGUGUGUCCGGGCUGAAGGGCAGAGUCAAAGCAGCGAGAGACAUGACCAAAGACCUUCUGAAAGCUGUCAACGGAACCAUGGCAAUGCUCAACUCUAUCCCCAAUGACACAGCAGUUCAGCUAGCAGCCACAAAGGCCGUAGCAGCAGAUGCUAACGCCACCGCCAUCGACGUCCUGGAGCGCCUCGGGGAUUUGAACCUGCAACUCCAUGGCCUCCAGAGCAACUACAGCGAUCUGGAGGACACCGUCAAAACAGCUAAUGACAUGAUCCAGGACCCGGAGAAAAGCACCAUCAUCCACGCUGCAGGAGCUAAAGUGAAGGACUUAGAGGAUGAAGCUGAUAGGCUGUUGGAGAAGCUGCAGCCAAUCAAAAAGCUGCAGGACAACUUGAGGCGUAACAUCUCUCAAAUCAAAGAACUGAUCAACCAAGCCAGGAAACAAGCUAACUCGGUUAGUAG
Messenger RNA from Notothenia coriiceps (black rockcod), 575 nucleotides. RefSeq names its product laminin subunit alpha-2-like. Gene Ontology annotation, biological process: cell adhesion. The annotation marks the transcript as partial. The transcript is spliced from 5 exons. The record is from RefSeq and is a predicted model, not a curated record. Lineage: Eukaryota; Metazoa; Chordata; Actinopteri; Perciformes; Nototheniidae.